UGUAAGGCUGCAAGUGCUGGAGCUCAAACACUCCUGCGCCCCUCCCCUGUGUGGCAGUCACUUUCCCUGGACUCACAAGAAUGGCGAGCGACAUGAUCGUGUACUGGGGCUCGGGCAGCCCGCCGUGCUGGCGCAUCUUGCUGUGCCUGGAGGAGAAGGCGCUGCAGGGCUACCAGCAGAAGCUGCUCUCCAUGGAGAAGCAGGAGCACAAGAGUGCAGCUGUGAUCGAGAUCAACCCCAGAGGACAGUUGCCCGCCUUCCGCCACGGGGAACACGUGAUCAACGAGUCUCUGGGGGCAGUGCUCUACCUGGAGAACCAAUUCAAGGCACAGGGGACGAAGCUGAUGCCAGAGGCGGCAGCAGAGCAGGCCGUGGUGCUGCAGCGCAUGUUCGAGGUCCCAACCCUCCACCAGAAGAGCGUGAUUGUGAUCAUGUACACAUGGAUAGUACCAGAGGCAGAGCGGCACGAGUCUGCUGUAACACGAAACAAGCAGGCUCUGGGUGAGGAGCUAAAGCUUUGGGAAGGAUACCUUGCGAAGGUAUGUUCCAGAAUACCCAUUGAGAUCCGAGGAUGGAAUACACAUUAUAAUUUGUAUCUUACCUAUGAAUGUCAUUUUUUGUCUGUGUGUGCGUCCGUCUGUCUGUCCAUUUGUCUCUGUGGACGCAAAUUGCGAAGGAUUUGGCUCGCAAACCGUGGGGUUUAUGUGUGAAAAAGUAGUCAGGUA
Molecule: messenger RNA, 725 nt
Organism: Lethenteron reissneri (Far Eastern brook lamprey)
Lineage: Eukaryota; Metazoa; Chordata; Hyperoartia; Petromyzontiformes; Petromyzontidae
Product: glutathione S-transferase A-like
Source: RefSeq, a predicted model, not a curated record